Messenger RNA from Vicia villosa (hairy vetch), 1804 nucleotides. RefSeq names its product protein PHYTOCHROME KINASE SUBSTRATE 1-like. The record is from RefSeq and is a predicted model, not a curated record. Lineage: Eukaryota; Viridiplantae; Streptophyta; Magnoliopsida; Fabales; Fabaceae. The transcript has a single exon. Bases 154 to 1503 code for a protein of 449 amino acids. Gene Ontology annotation, biological process: phototropism.
CCUCCUUAGGAUACUGCUCACCCAUUUACCCUUUUCCUUUCUACUUUCCACCUUUAGCCUUUUCAUUACAUAUCAUUACUUUUCCUUUCAAACAUCAAAUAUUGUAGUGUCUUUCUCUAUUUUCAUUUCUUCUCAGCAUAAUUUCCAUCUACUAUGUUUUAUUCGUCUUCUACUCAGAUGCAAACUUUUAACUCAAAUGAUGCUAUUUUCUCUCCAAACUUGAAUAACAAGGAAAUGAACUUGAUAGGAAAAAUUGGUGAAUCAAGCCAAAUAAUGAACCCCUUUAUCAACCAAAGAAACUCUCCUCUACAUCAAAUAGAAAAGACAGAAGAGAGUGGAGAAAUUGGAGUAUUUGGAGCUGAAAAAUACUUCAACAGAAAAGUAGUUGAAUCUCCAAGAGCUUCUACAAAGUACCAAGUUGAGUAUGGAACUCCAAGUAUUAGUUCUGCAUCAACAUGGAACAGCCAAAAUGCACUCUUAAAGAAAGAUUCUGAAAAAAAUAUCAAAGAUAAGGUGCAUUCUAAGAGUGUUCUAUCAAGUCUUGGUUUCAUAUGCUCUUGUUCUGAUAAGAAUUCUGUUGAUAUCAGUGAUCAUGCAGGUGAAAUCAGUUUUAAUAACAGAACUUCUAAUCAUGGUGCAGUUCAUGGAAAAACAACGCCGAAAAAAGUAUUCAAUCUUGGUCUUGAUGAUGAUGUUUCAAUUAAAAUAAGAAAGCCUAGUUCAGAAAUUUUCAUCAAUAAAGAUGUUUACUUUCAAAAGCAAGAGAAUUUAAGUGUAGGAUUAAACAGUGAAAAGAAUAGUGUUGCUUCUGACUCAAGAAACCACCUUGUUAAAAUGCAAAUUCCAUUAGAUGAAGAAAAUAUACCAAGAAAAUCACUUGAAGUAUUUGGAUCACCAAAUCCAAUAUUGACCAAUAGCAAAAGAAUUUCCUUGAGCAUUGAUAAAAGGUUGAUAUUUUCUUCCAAAAUGGAAGAAAUUGUUGAUGCAAACUAUGAUGAUGAUGAUGAUGCUGGAAGUGAUGCAAGUUCUGAUUUGUUUGAGAUUGAGAGCCUCAAAGAAAAAUCUUCCAAUAGUUUUCUUAAUAGACGGACAUCAGAUGCUGCUUCAACUUGUUACGCGCCGAGUGAGGCGAGCGUAGAAUGGAGUGUGGUUACUGCUAGUGCUGUAGUUAUGUCAGAAUGUGAAGAUCAAAUGUCUGAAUUUACAGUAAGGAGUCCACUAAAGGCACCAUUGAAACCAAAGGUCAGUAGGGAGUUAUCGAGGCUGCGUCCAGGUAUCUUGUUGGGAUGCAAGAGCCACAAAGCAGUUAGAGUUGCUGGUGAUGCAUUCAUAACAUAUGAGAAACAAAGUUUAAGUCCUAAAAUUGUUAACAGAAACAAAAACAAUGUUAUUUCUCAGGUGGCAAGGUUUCCAGGAGAGACAGAUAUUGGUGCAAAAACAAGGCAUGGACAAUAUGGUUCUAACUCACCAAAUGCAUCAAAAUUACUCUACAUUUCACAAUAGUAUACGCAUAUUGAAGGUGUGUCCGGCUACUACGUGUUUGUCUGAACCCAGCAUAACGCCGACGCAUGGGGUUACAUUUAUAUUUUAUUUUAUUAAAUUAUUAUUAGGAUGUCGACAUAUCCGUGUCAGUGUAAUAUUAGUAUUUUUGUAUGUACUUUGAGACUUUUUUAAGUUUUUAUUUUUGAAUGUUUGCUUUAUGAAUUUAGCAUAUUGGACAAGGCAAAGAUGUAUUGCUUCUAAAUGCCACCUCAAAAGUAUGUGUGUUUUAUUGUGUAAUAAUAAUGUUGAUGUUUUGAUAUCA